Sardina pilchardus (European sardine) is the source of this 2639-nucleotide messenger RNA. Its product is annotated as arrestin domain-containing protein 3-like. Gene Ontology annotation, biological process: protein transport. Gene Ontology annotation, cellular component: plasma membrane; cytoplasm. The coding region runs from base 101 to 1606 and encodes 501 amino acids. NCBI's taxonomy places the organism in Eukaryota, Metazoa, Chordata, Actinopteri, Clupeiformes, Clupeidae. The transcript has 6 exons. The record is from RefSeq and is a predicted model, not a curated record.
UUCGCUAGGGGCUUGUUGAAGUAGCCAACUGACAGACCGACGAAAACAGUCGGAGGACGCUAUGUUCGUUUUGGGACGUCCCUCUCCUCACUGAUUGACAAUGCCGGGAACUGUGAAAGAUUUUUCAGUGAGCUAUGAUGCGGUAAACGAAGAGAACACGUUCACCUGUGGUGAUUGUGUUAAAGGACGCGUGGUCCUGCAGCUAGGAAAGGAAGCCAAGAUAGAAUAUUUGUUCAUUAAAGUCAAAGGAGACGCAGACGUCCGCUGGACCGAACGACACGGCGAUGACGACCGAACAUAUUCAGCCCACGAGAGAUACUUCAAAUUGAAACAAACGUUAAUAUCAGAAGAAGCUGAGAAUACUAACGUGAACCCUGGGACACACGUGUAUCCAUUUUGCCUACAGAUUCCUCAAGGGCACUUUCCAUCAUCCUUUGAGGGAAGCCAUGGCAACAUUAGAUACAAACUCGAGGCCAAGAUGAAGCGAUCUUGGAAAGUGACAAAGAAAGCAUCAGCCAAAAUAAACUUUGCAACCAAGUUAGAUGGAGACGCUGCUCAGCUUAUGUCACCCCAGUUCGGAGAAAAAGACAAAAAGAUGAAUAUAUUCUCAUCUGGCAGCCUUUCUUUUAAAGCUCAGCUAGAAAAGACAGGAUACAUACCAGGAGAAAUGCUUGUCGUUCAAGCUGAGAUUCUCAACUCUUCAUCCCGUAAUCUCAAACCCAAGUAUAAACUCGACAAGAAAAUCACAUACAUUGCACAUUCAUCAACCAAAAUAGAACGAGCCACUAUAUUCAAAGAGGAAGGGUCUCCAAUCCAUUCUAAAGAUCAUCAAACUGUCACCCAGGAGUUGAGGCUUCCCACAUCCCUUCCCCCAACCAUUUUGUUCUGCAAGGUCCUCCGACUUGAAUACAAAUUAAAGGUCUACAUUGAUGUUCCAUAUGGUUCAGACCCAGAGAUCAAAUUCCCUGUGGUUAUUCUGCCGAUGUACAGGCAUGGUCCUUGGAUGUCUGGAGGUCCAGUACCCUUUGGCCAUGGCAGCAAAUCCCAGUGGAAUAAUCAGCCUCAUCAGCCGGGAGCUGCUGGAGCUCCACAUUAUUUGUACCCACCAGAACAAAGGCAAUAUCCCCAUCCAGGUCCUCCUCCACCAGCGCACCCAAUAGCAGCCAAUCCAGCCAUACAUCCGCCUCCAUUCUACAACCAACCAGGAGCAGCAGCAGCAGCAUAUCCAGUCCCAGCUGUUUCUCUACCAAUGCAACCAACCGCAACCGACCAACUGCCCCCACCACAGUACGACCAGGUGACACAUCCAGCGCCAAGUGCACCACCGUUGUACCCUACGCUACCUACAUCUGAUUUUCUUUCAUCUCCAAGUGCACCACAGUACGUUCCUGGGGCAGUUGGCCAUGAUUUUCUGUCCAACCCCAGUGCCCCGCAGCAGACUCCAGGACCUGCUGCACCUUCGUUCCUAUCAUCCCCCGGUUCAGCGUCUACUGACCCUGGGUAUGAUCCCCCUACCUACGAAAUGGUAUUCCCCAAUCCACCGGCAUCAGGAAGCUCUCCAAACUCAACUGCCUCAGAUCCCACGCCAACUAAACCUCCAUCCUAACCAACCAAUGCCUAUUUGUAUAAGUGCCUUGUAUAAGUCACACUGAGGUGGCUAGUGUGAUGACAUCUGUAAGGUAUCCAUUCAUUUCACUCCAUCACAAAUAAGUGCUUUUCAUAUCACAGCAAAUUGUAUGUACUACGGCUCCGAGCAAAUAUGUCGUCUGUCAUCUCAGAAGAGUUCCACAACAUGUUCACAAUGUAAAUCAGUCCAAGAAUAGGAAAAAAUAAUCAUCAAAACAGGGGUUACUAACCCUGAAAAAUAAUAAUGAAAAAAAAACAAACACUGGCUUUAAUUGUAUACUGAAGCUCUAGGAUCCUUUAGUCAAGUUCUCAUGUUCUCUCUUAGCUCUAUUACACUGUAAUCAAUGAUUAUCCCUAGUCCAGUGCAUAUGAGACCACCUCCUCCAUUGCCUUUGAAGAUAGACGGUUGUGUCUUGUAUCAGUCAUAGGCUGCAUGUUAUGUAGAGUUCAUUUCAUUGUCUGUCUUGCAUUAACAAACAUCUCAGUACAUUUUACAUACAAUCAAUGUAUUUAUGUAAAAUCUAAAAAAAUAUUUCACAAAGGUGCAAUCACUGCUGCCCGGUUUUCAAAGGUGCAAUCACUGCUGCCCUGUUUUACAAAGAAAACCUUUAAGAUUAUUUUACAGUGAUACAUUUAAAGGAAAAACACUCCGGGGGAACACAGAAUGAGCUGCAAUGUUUAUCAGGCUACAGUACGUGUUCGUUAUUCUAAGGGAACAUUAUCUAAGAAAGACAUUUAUAGUUUUGUAGCAAACCAGUAAUAUGAUUUUACAUCUUAAAGGCAGCCAAAUGUAUAUUGUUUGAACAUAGAUUAUGCAUAACAUGCAUUAUUUUAAAUAGUAAACAUCUGAAUUUAUAGUCGUUACACUUUUGUAAGAAUAAGAGUACCUGGCACUAGUGUACUAAGCAAGCAGUUUCAUAAAUGUGGUGGACUACAUGCACUCAUGCAAACUUGCUGUUCAUUACGUUGUUGCCUGGGUGAGAUUUUGUGUGCUAAACAAAAAUAAAGGUGUA